Molecule: messenger RNA, 2167 nt
Organism: Mandrillus leucophaeus (drill)
Lineage: Eukaryota; Metazoa; Chordata; Mammalia; Primates; Cercopithecidae
Gene: WWOX
Product: WW domain containing oxidoreductase
Exons: 9
Coding region: 367-1611 (414 amino acids)
Biological process (GO): positive regulation of transcription by RNA polymerase II; hippo signaling
Cellular component (GO): nucleus; cytoplasm
Molecular function (GO): protein binding; transcription coactivator activity
Source: RefSeq, a predicted model, not a curated record
GUCCUGGACCGAAACUGGAUGCGCACGCCCCUUCCCUGCGGCGGGGAGGCGGACAAGGCUCCGCUCCAUCUCCAGCGCCUCGGAGCGCUCUCCGGUUUUGCUGUGUAGCCCGGCGGCAGCGCGAUCUCUUAGGCGCUUUCACCGCCUUCCUCUCCCGGCCCUGCCCCUUUGACGCCGGCAGUCGCGAUGUUGCGGAGACUGGAUUUCAGCUUCGCGGUCGGCGGAGCGGCCCCUGGAGGGCGCAGUGCGCAGGCGUGAGCGGUCGGGCCCCGACGCGCGCGGGUCUCUUUUGGAGCCGGAGUGAGUUCCUGGGCGAGGGGACCCGGCAGCGGUGGAUUGGGGGGCUAGGUGCUUCCACAGUCAGCCAUGGCAGCGCUGCGCUACGCGGGCCUGGACGACACGGACAGUGAGGACGAGCUGCCCCCGGGCUGGGAGGAGAGAACCACCAAGGACGGCUGGGUUUACUACGCCAAUCACACCGAGGAGAAGACUCAGUGGGAACAUCCAAAAACUGGAAAAAGAAAACGAGUGGCAGGAGAUUUGCCAUACGGAUGGGAACAAGAAACUGAUGAGAACGGACAAGUGUUUUUUGUUGACCAUAUCAACAAAAGAACUACCUACGUGGACCCAAGACUGGCAUUUACUGUGGAUGAUAAUCCAACAAAACCAACCACCCAGCAGAGAUACGACGGCAGCACCACUGCCAUGGAGAUUCUCCAGGGCCGGGAUUUCACUGGCAAAGUGGUUGUGGUCACUGGAGCUAAUUCAGGAAUAGGGUUUGAAACUGCCAAGUCUUUUGCCCUCCAUGGUGCACACGUGAUCUUGGCCUGCAGGAACAUGGCGAGGGCGAGUGAAGCAGUGUCACGCAUUUUAGAAGAAUGGCAUAAAGCCAAGGUAGAAGCAAUGGCCCUGGACCUCGCUCUGCUCCGUAGCGUGCAGCGUUUUGCUGAAGCAUUCAAGGCCAAGAAUGUGCCUCUUCAUGUGCUUGUGUGCAACGCAGCAGCUUUUGCUUUACCCUGGAGUCUCACCAAAGACGGCCUGGAGACCACCUUUCAAGUGAAUCAUCUGGGGCACUUCUACCUUGUCCAACUCCUCCAGGAUGUUUUGUGCCGCUCAGCUCCUGCCCGUGUCAUUGUGGUCUCCUCAGAGUCCCAUCGAUUUACAGAUAUUAAUGACUCCUUGGGAAAACUGGAUUUCAGUCGCCUCUCUCCAUCAAAAAACGACUAUUGGGCAAUGCUGGCUUAUAACAGGUCCAAGCUCUGCAACGUCCUCUUCUCCAACGAGCUGCACCGUCGCCUCUCCCCGCGUGGGGUCACGUCGAACGCAGUGCAUCCUGGAAAUAUGAUGUACUCCAACAUUCAUCGCAGCUGGUGGGUGUACACACUGCUGUUUACCUUGGCGAGGCCUUUCACCAAGUCCAUGCAACAGGGAGCUGCCACCACUGUGUACUGUGCUGCUGCCCCAGAACUGGAGGGUCUGGGAGGGAUGUAUUUCAACAACUGCUGCCGCUGCAUGCCCUCGCCAGAAGCACAGAGCGAAGAGACGGCCCGGGCCCUGUGGGCGCUCAGUGAGAGGCUCAUCCAAGAACGGCUUGGCAGCCAGUCCGGCUGAGAGGAUCUCAGAGUGGAUGGGCGCAGACACCCGCCCUGUGUGUGUCCGCUCACGCAAGUGCCAGAGCUGGGCCCCUUCCAAUGUCCCUCCAACACAGAUCCGCAAGAGUGAAGGAAAUAAGAGCAGUCACAACAGAGUGAAAAAUGUUAAGUACCAAUGGGAAGCAGGGAAUUCCUGGGGUAAAGUAUCACUUUUCUGGGGCUGGGCUAGGCCUAAGGUCUCUUUGCUUUCUGAUGGUGGCCUGUUUGAAAGUAUAAAACCUGGUUGGUGUGUAGGUUCCAUAUCUCCCUGGAGAAGCACCAGCAAUUGUCUUUCUUUUACUGUUGAAUAGCCUGAGGUCCCCUCGUCCCAUCCAGCUAUCACCACGGCCACCACUGCAGCCAGGGGCUGGCUUUCUCCUACUUAGGGAAGAAAAAUCAACUGUUCACUGCUCCUUACUGCAUUGAUCCAGGAGAUAAUUGUUUCAUUCAUCCUGACCAAGCCUGAGCCAGUUUAGCAACUGCUGGGGAGACAAAUCCCAGAACCUUGUCCCAGCCAGCCAGGAUGGCGGUGACAC